GACAUUUUGUAAAGAAUUACGUUAGACGAAAAGUUGUAGAAGAUAAAUUUCUUAUCUAAUGCAAUUGCAACAAGAACUCAAGAACCAUGCCUUGUGUUAUGGUAACUAGGAGACAGUAUGAACAGUCAUGCAAUGAAAGGGUAGCAAUUCAGCAUCCAAUCAAGCCACGGAAAAUGUUGAACUCGCGGCGCAGAAGCUCAUUGAAUGUGAGCUCUGUGCAUGAUCUCCACAUGGCCAUUGUGGCCAACCAGCUGCCGAUGGUGAGCAAGAUACUGAUGAAUUUUGAAGGUGAUAUUAAUGGCAAAGUUAAAGGUGCGACAGCCUUAGGAGUGUCUCUCUAUAAACACAGGUAUGACAUUUUCAUGGAACUCAUAGAGUUCCACAAAAAAAACGGUCUGUUAGACCUUGACCUUACAAGCAGAGAUCAUCUUGGUAGAGACGAGCCUCCCAUUGUUACUGCCGCCAGACUGCGCUUUUUCCAUGGCGUCAACAGUCUUCUUGAAGCUGGUGCUGACAUCGACGGCAUGGACAAUUUCGGCCACACAGCGCUGUGGUUUGCAGUGCAUCACAGACUAGUCCCAGCCUCAGAACAGUUAAUAUUGCAAGGGGCAAAUGUUAGUAAGACGGAUGCCUAUAACUUCACCCCUCUGUAUCUAACACUAAACCUUCAGCUAGAGGAGAAACUGAUUUACUUGCUUCUCUACAGCGGUAGUAAUGUGGACAGCCCCAACCUGCACACGUCCAUCAGCUCAAACAAGACCCUGUUAUCUCUGGCCAUGAAAUAUGGCAGUCAGAGCCUGAUGUAUCUACUACUGGAGCUGGGAAUAGGGCACCAGCAGUAUGGCUCAAGGGGAAGCAUUGCUCACAAACUCCACAGUGCUGGCCUGAGCAACAAGAAUGACCCAAUGUGUAAGACAGUCUGGCAGACAUGUAGCAACCCUCUGUCCUUACAAACAAUCUGCCGCACGGUUAUCCGGGAGAACCUUAGCAUGGUGUGUCAGAGCAAUGCCAGGAUCUUCACCAUGUCCAUCUCACAACUUCCUCUUCCAAAUGAUAUCAAGAGAUUUUUGCUUAUUCCACAGUUGCAUGAUCAUUUCUCUGAAAUGUUUUCAAAGCUGUCAUAAGUUUUUCUCUCGCAAACAUUUUGGAUCAGGUGUCCACUCCCAAGACAUUACCACAAAAUAGAGGCAGCCUCAGCUUUGUGACAUUCAGUAUUGUACAUGUAUGGGUAAUUCUUUUCAAUGACAAACAGCGUGCUCUUGUUUUCCUUUUUUGACAAUUAGUUCUAUUGGCUCUGUGACAUAUUCAGUAUCUCUUCUCUGUAAUCAUCGCAUCAGCAAGAAAUGUGCAUAUAAUUCAUACCAUCUAGCAUUAUAAACAAUAAUACGAGUCCUAUAAGUGAAAUAUUCUUGAGUAUGCCAUAAAUCACCAAUCAUAUAAAGAAAAUAAUGCAAAGGAUGAUAGUAUUUAUCUGAAUAUUUCAUUUUGUGAAAACUACUUUUCAAGUGGAAAGUAAACCCUAAAAUUCAGUUAAGAAAGGACCAACUUUAUUUUGCUUACUGUACAUAUUAAUUAUUAUGUUAUGUUAUUGAUAUGUUACAUUUUUUGUAAGAAAGAUAGAUCUUUUCCAUUUGAGAAAUACCAGGCUUUGCCUUUGAGGAGGACUGGGUACCAUACAUGUAGGACAGUACAUCUUCCUCAAAAGACAAGGCCCAGAAAUUUAUUAUGAGUAUAAAUGCAUUCAUUCACCAACCAUGUCAGUAAUUCACAUUAUUGUCAUAAUGAAAGAUCAUUAUUUCAUUUCCAGUUUGUUUGGUGGCAGCUUGUUUGUAUUGUAGCCAGAAUACAUGCAUUUACAUUUAUGGUAAUGUUGAUUUGUUCUCUACCAGCACUGGCUCAGAAUGCUACAUUUUUACAUCCACAUAACCACUAGCUCAUGGACUUUGAGCCGGUGAAUGCAUUCGGGCAGGAAGGUUGGACAUCUGCUGCAGGCAGCAAACUGAAAACUCCCAUGGAGUCCCCUAUGACUUGUCCCUCAGAAGCCUCUCACAAAUGCAGUCACUGUGAGUUCAAGUCCAGCUCAUGGUGACUUCCUCUCUGGUUGUAUGUGAGAAGGUCUACCAUCAGUAUGUGAAGUCAUCAUUUUUCUCGCAGAUUCUGCUCCAUUUCUUCCCACCAUGAUACUGGCUGCCUUUGGCAAGAAAAUACUCGAGUAUGGCAUAAACACCAGUGAAAAAAAUGAAUAAAUAAACCCAAACUCUAGUCUAUAGUCUGAUUACAGAGUAAUCUUCUUGAAUUAUUAUUGUAAGUUUAAAUUAACUGUUAAUAGGUUGACAUAACUCCUUUUAAUACAUGUAAUAACAUAAUUAUUGUAUGGUGUGGAUCAACAAAGCAUUAGUAACAGUGGGAAGCAAAGUGCAUAUGCUAUGCACUCAGCCCCAGGUGAAUGCUAGUAUUGUUAUAUUAAGAAACAUAACACUACAUGUAUGUUGGUUUUUCAGUUGUACGAAGUAACGACUUGGAACAAAGAUGAAUCAUGUAGAAAGUGAGAGAUUAUAUGACUUAUUCAGUAGGAUGCAAAUUAGACACAACACAUUAAGCAUGAACAUUAGGCUUUGUUAAAUCACAUAAAACUAUUGGGAAUGGUCAGAUUUGCUUCUACUGUACAUUGCUGUAUAUGUUUACCUGGGAUAUACUGGCAGUCCCAUCAUUAGUUGUGUCAUUAAUUACAGAAGUGCUCACCAAAUCACACUCUGCAUCGCUAUGUGCUGGUAAGAUGGUAAUACAUUUAGUUACUUGUGUUUUAGUCUAUUUUCCAAUAACAAGAACUUGCAUGUACAUACAACAGAAACCCUGCAUAAACAUGUUACGAUGUGGGUUUCAGUAGUUAAUAUGUUGUUUUUUUUCUUAGUGUGAAAGAUUUAUGCUGUAAAAUUGUAUAUCUAAAUUGCUUGAAAUGCCCAACUAAUUUAUAGUCUCCAAGCUUGACUCUUAAAUAUGUGCAAUAUCUUUAUAAAUAUAUUUUCAAACAUUCAAGAAUAUCAUUGGUAUACAGUGUGAAACUUGUUUCCAAUCAGUGCAUUAUUAAUGGAACUGAAUUAUAAAAACAGAUUUGAAAUUUGAAUGAAAAGAAAAAUGAGAUACUUUCUUGUUCAAGUAAAGAUAUGUCAGAUUGUAUUAAGUCAGUUGCCUUUCAUUCGCAGAGAAGUAGGGAUGAACAGUACCAUGGAACAUUUUACCCUUUGAAAAUCUCAUUAAGCCAGUUAAUUUUUCAAGUAUACAUGUAAUCGAAGAAUUUGUUUCUUUAUAUAUUUCUGAAGUUCAUUAUAUUAAUUGAAUUUAUCAAUGCACAUGUGUUUAUAAGAAUGUAACUCAACGGUACUGGCUUAUUAAUUUACAUUCUUUGUAGAGGGAACUUUAUCAUCAGUUAAACAAUGAGUUUAAUAAUCACUUUAUACGAUUUAUCAAUGUAUCAAAUAAUACCUGUACUCUGAUCGUUGUUUUCAUUGGUCGGAAAACUGGUGUUGAUUGUCAGGGUCAUGAUAUAGAAACAAGGAGGGUAAGUAAGGUACACACUUUGAUAUGAGAUCGGUAGGCCAUGUUCCCAGCUUAGCUUCUGCAUUGACCAUGUAUUUCUGAAAGCUUAGUUGGGAAGAAUGAAACAGAUCUCAAAUCUAGGUAUAAACUGUACUUGCACGUCUAGUAUUCAGUGCGUUUAUUGUUAGUUGUUGAAUUAAAGGAUAAAGAUAAAAAUAAUCACAACAAUUAUCAACUCUACAUUAAUGUUAUAUCAAGUUAAAGUAAGCUUUAUGUCAGGUCAUUGUGAUCACAGAUGUUCCAUGUGCACAUCAGGCAUGUAAACAAUAGUGAUAGAUCCUACGUGAUUGAUCAGUUAACGUUUUUCCAUAGACAGCCAUCCCUCAAGGAGUGCCUUCAUUUAUGAUAUAGUAAUUGACUUCAAUCACUCUUGGCCUUGCAGUUAUAAUAUUUGUUGUUGUACAAAAUACACUGUGUUUCUAAUUAAAUUGCAUUUAAAACUGUAGAGUUUAAAGACUAAUUAUAGAGUGUGUUCACAGUGAUGCUUGUAGCUGUUAAUAUGCUUUGUGGUUUGAUUCAUAUUUUCAUAUUUCCAUUUGUGGUUUUUGCCUUUAUUCUUCAUAACAAGACAUAGAAAUGUAAGCACCAAUGUGACACAGUUAUGUGUCUGAUAUGGUUGCAGAGUGA
Liolophura sinensis is the source of this 4224-nucleotide messenger RNA. RefSeq names its product POTE ankyrin domain family member B-like. Gene Ontology annotation, biological process: intracellular signal transduction. The record is from RefSeq and is a predicted model, not a curated record. The transcript has 2 exons. Lineage: Eukaryota; Metazoa; Mollusca; Polyplacophora; Chitonida; Chitonidae. Bases 87 to 1124 code for a protein of 345 amino acids. Gene Ontology annotation, molecular function: protein binding.